Messenger RNA from Penicillium daleae, 1116 nucleotides. RefSeq lists its product as uncharacterized. Lineage: Eukaryota; Fungi; Ascomycota; Eurotiomycetes; Eurotiales; Aspergillaceae. The record is from RefSeq and is a predicted model, not a curated record. The transcript has a single exon. The coding region runs from base 1 to 1116 and encodes 371 amino acids.
AUGCUCCUAUGCGGGAUCAUUGAUGAGUUGAGCAAGCAGUGCUCAGACCCUAUCACUGUGGCGUAUUUCUUCUGUCAAGCGACAGAAAUGAAGAUUAAUCAUGCCACCGCGGUUCUUCGGGGUCUGAUCUAUAUGCUUGUGAUUCAGCACAAAUCACUCAUCUUUCGUGUAAGGCGAGAGUAUGACCUCAACAAAACGGCCUUCGAAGACUUGAAUGCCUGGCAAGCAUUAUCCAAGAUCUUUCUCGGUAUCCUCGAUGACCCGCUUAUUACGAAUCGCGCGACCUACAUUAUCAUCGACGCGCUAGAUGAAUGUACCACUGACUUGACACCACUCCUUGAUCUUAUCGCCCAGAGGUCCUCUAAGUAUGCGCACGUUAAAUGGCUCGUCUCGAGCCGUAACUGGCGUAAGAUCGAGGAGCGACUUAAUACUGCAACUGGAAAAGUCAAUCUUGACCUAGAGUUAAACGAGGACUCGAUAUCAGCAGCCGUCGAGUAUUUCAUUCAUCAUAGAGUGAAGGAACUGUCUAGUCACAAAAAGUACAGCGAUCAACUUCGUGACACAGUUAUUCAAUACUUGCUAAACAAUGCCCAAAGUACCUUUCUAUGGGUGGCACUGGUAUGCCAGCAGCUCGCUGAUUUUCAUGGGAGACUGUGGCAUACAGAGGACCUAUUGAAAAGAUUUCCGCGAGAGUUGAAGCCACUUUACCGGCGCAUGUUUGAACGAAUCCUCGACUCUGAGGACUCAGAGCUCUGCAAGCAAGUCCUUUCGCUUAUCCUCAGCGUGUACAGACCCAUUUGUCUUAGUGAAUUGAGGACGUUGGCCAAUCUUACGGAUAAAGGGUGCGAUGACCAUGAAUCACUCCGAGAGAUUGUACAUGAGUGUGGCUCCUUCUUGAAAGUGCAAGAGAACUCCAUCUUCCUUGUUCACCAGUCCGCCAAGGAUUUCCUACUUGACCCUCUAAAUAAAACAUUUGUGUAUAAGGGGGAAAUCCAACAUCACUUACUUUUUUCACGUUCACUUCUAGCGAUCAAAAAGCUUGAACGUGACAUUUACAAGCUCAAGCACCCAGGCAUUUCCAUUGACGAAGUCACCCCCCAAGUCCCAAUCCCUUAG